CUUAUGGGUGCCGACGCUUAUCCAGCCCCAGUGCACCCCAGAUGAUGUUAUCUUCUGUCCACAGAGUCCUGAAGAAACACCUGCCCAGUUGCUGGCCAGGGGUUCAGGGAGAGACAGGUUUGAUCCCUGAGGCCUGAGAAGGAGCAAGGCCCACUGGGAACAUGGCGACUGCCCCCGGCCUCCAGCCCACAGCACCCCUGGAGGAGGAUGAGAUCCUGAUUGUGAAGGUGGAGGAGGACUGCCACUGGGAAGAGGAGCCCUCCCUGAAGAUGGAAGACCCCAGCCCUGAGACCUUCCGCCAGCUCUUCCGGCUCUUCUGCUACCAGGAGGUGGCCGGCCCUCGGGAGGCCCUGAGCCGCCUCUGGGAGCUCUGCUGCCGCUGGCUGCGGCCGGAGCUGCGCACCAAGGAGCAGAUCCUGGAGCUGCUGGUGCUGGAGCAGUUCCUGAUGGUGCUGCCCGGGGAGAUCCAGGCCUGGGUGCGGGAGCGGCAGCCGGAGAGCGGUGAGGAGGCCGUGGUCCUCGUGGAAGGGCUUCAGCGGGAGCCCAGGAAACAGAGGGGCCCGGAGGUACUCUCUGACCAUGCAGUGCCCCACCAGAUGAGGGAACAGCCUUUGACACGUCAGGCAGAGGCCCAGCCAAAGGAGUUGUCCCUGGAGGAAGGAGCUCGGGACUCCAGCCAGCAGCCCCCAGCCCAGCUAAGCCGCAGACAAAAAAUAAACCCUGAACUCUGGCCAAAGAGGGGCCCAGUCACCUCCCCGCACCAGGAGAUGGCAGCACCAGCCACAUCCCUCCUUGCAGCCUGGUCCCAGGUACCAGUGGCCUUGGAGGACGUGGCCGUGUACCUGUCCCAGAAGGAGUGGGGGCGUCUGGACCCAGCUCAGCAGGACCGGAGUCGGGACACGGUGCCAGAGAGUGAAGGCCUUGGAAUGCAGUUUAAGGAUGAAGAGGACACACAGAUGAAAACAGAAUGGGACCGAGUGCUGUCGGCUCGGUGCAGGGGUCCCAGCUCCCCAUUCCUAGGUCACAAACCGGCCCCCGUCAGGGGGUUGACCAAAUCUGAGCAACUUCUGGAAAGAGGGGGGCCCUCCAGGGUGGCAAAGCCAUACAUGUGCCCCGAAUGCGGCAAAGGCUUUAGCAAGACGUCCCACUUGACCAAGCACCAGCGCAUCCACACGGGCGAGCGGCCGUACCAGUGUCCGGUGUGUGGGAAGGGCUUCAGCGACCGCUCCAACUUCAGCACCCACCAGCGGGUCCACACGGGCGAGAAGCCCUACCAGUGUGCCGAGUGUGGGAAGCGCUUCAGCCAGAGCUCCAGCCUGGUCAUCCACCGCCGGACACAUACCGGGGAGCGGCCCUACGUGUGUGCCGAGUGUGGGAAACGCUUCAGCAACAGCUCACACUUCAGCGCCCACCGCAGGACGCACACAGGCGAGAAGCCCUACACAUGCCCGGCCUGUGGCCAGGGCUUCUGCCGGGGCACCGACCUCCACAAACACCAGCGGACCCACAAUGGGGAGAAGCAUCCACAUAGCGAUACCAAGAGGGUGUAGCCACUACCCAGACCCUCGAGGCUCCAGGAGUUCCCAGGACCAAAGCCUGACUACCAUGCUCAGUUCAUGAAGCUGCCAGAGUCAUUCCCCAGAACCGGAAACGCUGACCUUAAGGCACCUUCACAUGGACUCUGCUCCCCUGGGCCUGGUGUGAGGACACAGCAGGGGACAUUUCAGGUGGAAUGCUGGGCACAGGGCCCGGUGUAUUCGGUUCCAGGGCUGCUGCAUAAAUGACCACACACUGGCCGGCUUACAACAACCGGAAUUAAUCUGUCCGUCCUGGUGUCUACAGCACUGGUGUCCUCUGGAGGUUCUGGUAGAGAAUCCUGUGCCUCUUCCACUUCCCCUGUGGCCCACAGACCGAUGAUCCUGGGCUUGUGGCAGCAUCACUCCGUGGCUGCGUCUGUCGUCACACGGCCUUCUCCCUGUGUCCUCUCCUCUUCUAAGGAUAUAGUCAUUGUAUUUACUGGCCUCCCUGAAUGACCUCAUCUUAACUAAUUACAUCUACAAUGUCCCUAUUUCCAAAUAAAGUCACAUUCUGAGGUUCUGGUUGGACUAGAAUUUGAGGGACACUUUCAAAACACUGCAGGGGAAGCUGCAAUGGCUACAGUGGCUUAUGGAAUUACAUACCCCAGCCUUCCCCUCCAACCUUGCUACACUUUCUAAAUGUAGGUGGUGGGGGUUUUUCUUACAUUCCAGUGGUGUCAACGAGGAAGUGGGGUGCCUGACUGGGUGGCUUAGAAGUGGUUGAGCAUUGACCUAUGAACCAGGAGGCCUCGGUUCGAUUC
Molecule: messenger RNA, 2338 nt
Organism: Myotis davidii
Lineage: Eukaryota; Metazoa; Chordata; Mammalia; Chiroptera; Vespertilionidae
Gene: ZNF500
Product: zinc finger protein 500
Exons: 5
Coding region: 162-1550 (462 amino acids)
Biological process (GO): regulation of transcription by RNA polymerase II
Molecular function (GO): RNA polymerase II cis-regulatory region sequence-specific DNA binding; DNA-binding transcription factor activity, RNA polymerase II-specific
Source: RefSeq, a predicted model, not a curated record